AUGUCUGUCCUUAGGCAUGGCGGCGCCUUCUUCCAAAGGCGGCUUACAAAGCUGUACACGGAUACCAAGUCCUCCUGUGAAAGCGUCUCCAGCGCAUCCAAGGCCAAUGAUGAUCCAGAGCUCGUUGCGUUGAAUCGAAAUUUCCGGACUCAGAAAGAUAGACUGUUGGCGUGGGGCUUGGACUGGAGCGAUGCGAGCGCCGCCCAACCAAAUGAUAUCGACGAAGCGCUGAGCGAGGCUGGCUUUUCUGACGUUGUCGCGAGUGUGAUGUCUUCCAUCCAAGAGCUCCUCAAUGAGGCGGAGAGGCUCCAGCAACCUGAUGGUGUCAAGUCGCCUGAUGGAUUGGUCCAGGUUAGCGCUGUCAAGGCGACAUACACCGCUGAAGAGAUAGCAAGGUCUAAGGAGCUGUUGGAGGAAUUGACCCAGCAUAUCGAGACGUUAUAUGAUCUCUCACGAUCGCGGAGGAAUAUGAGCAUGAGCAUGAGUAUGAAUUCAGGUUCGCAGGCAGGGACGAAAAGUCAAGGCCAAGUCCAAGGUCAAGCUCGUCCAUUGCUUCCGAAAUCUUCGAAAUCUUCAAAAGAGUCGUUCUAUUCGCUUCGGACUGAACCCUGUCAAUCGAUGGAUAAAAAGCCGUUAUCAUCAAAGAAAAAGUCCUUAUCAGAACUUCAGCCAGGAAAGUCGGGUUUCGCAAAAAGCCACCACUCUUUUGGGGCGACUGAUGAGAUUGCCGAAGACUUCCAGAAGGUUUUCCCGGAGUCAUUCCUCCCAACUAAACAGUUUUAUAUCGAAAAAUCUUCCCUUCAUCUCUCUCGUGGCGGAAUUUCCCACGCUUCCAAUCCGCCCCCGUACGAAGCGGUUGCGGAAUCUGCGAACUCCAGAGUGAUUGGGCAUUUAGAUACCCAUGCGAUGCCUCGUUCCCUGGCAGUCCAUAUUCAGAGCCCAAUCGUACCAGUUCUAGUAGAAUUUUCUCCGAUAAUGUUGGAGAUGCGGAAUUCUCUUCAGUUUCCCCGGAGAGAGCGGCUUACUCAAUUAUUCGACACCCUACAACGUCUGGUCGAGAACUCGAGGGUAUCCCAUCUUGGAUUACUAAAAUUCAUUGGCUAUUUUAUUGACAUGACAUAUUCUCGCUACGCGUUUGUUUAUCAGAUCCCUAUUGAGAUGUUCCCAUUACUACGACAACCCUCCGAUGUACCGAGAGACGUUAAACCUCGACCUCUUGUCUCGCUAUUCCAUUCCGGAGAUGGCCGACCAGAUUGUCCAAUUCCGAAUCUUGAAAGUCGAUUUCGCCUAGCAUAUCACUUGGUUCUGGCGGUCCUUCAUCUCAGGAGUCAGAAUGUCGUACACGGAAAUAUAAAUAGCAACAAUAUUUUGGUAUUCCCAGAUUUCCAGGUUUCCAAUGAAGGAGUCUUAGAUGACUCAAGCUCAGAGUUCAGCCACCCAUACCUCACUUCCCUUUCUCAAUUCGACGGCGAAGAUAAGAAUGCAGUUCCUGAGCCUUUAUCAGCUAGCAUGUACCGCCAUCCUGACGACCGUCGAGUCAUCACAGAUAACUCGUCUUGGUCAUACGAUCUAUACAGCCUAGGUCUAGUGUUGCUCGAAAUUGGCUUGUGGACUCCACUCAGUAAACUCUGGAAGAUGAAAUAUAACAAUUCGAUGUUCAAAUCGCGAAUUGAAAACGUUUACGUCAAACGGCUGGCACCCAAGUGUGGAAACUCCUAUCUGCAGAUAGUCCAACUUUGCCUCGAUGCGCCCAAUUUCCACCUUUCUACCGAACCAAUGACAGAUCUACGACUGAGAAUCCGACAAACCCACUAUUAUCCAUGGCAUGACCCAAGUACAUCGGAUGAGUGGAACGCGUUCUCCAAAAAUUUUGUGUACACAAUUGGGAAAGUUAGUUGGUGCUGUGCUUGCCUAGAUGUCUUCAAUCCUCCACCUGCUUUGGAUCUGGAUGAGUCGCUUCCUCCACCUCUCGUUAUUGAGCCAACGAGUUCGUCCAUCCAAGAAGUUAGCCCUUACAAUAUAGGCCGUCAACCAGAUGUAACCAUGCCAAUCGAUAUGGCGGAUGAUGGAACUACUUACGGUGAAUCAAAUGGAUUACAGGAGAAAAGCGACGUUAAUGGGAAGAAAGUACGGAAACGGACGUUGAAGAAGUGGUCCAAUGUCGAAAUACCCGACGAGGAUUUGCGGAAAUGGAACAUGAUGCUCAUGCCGAAACUCAGCAAACUUCUUCAGAAGAUCUUGAAGGACUCUCCUGAAUCCUGCAGCGCUUCUUUAAUGGUGGCUGGGGAAACUGCAGAAACAGCAAAGACCACAAUAUGUGUCUCGUGUACCAGUAUCCGGAGAGUUCGAGUUGCUCUCAAGAAGUACUUCGAUUACGAUCGAGAAAACUGGGAUCUCAUUGUGAUUCGGGGCGAUGUUACCCGCUCAAAAGUCCCUCGCCGAAAACGUAGAAAGCCGAAAACGAAUAGUCGUCCUGUCAUCGACACUACCCAGGUCGAUCUGAACCCACACUAUCAACCGAAGCCUGUCUGUGGAGCAUCAAUAGGAGCAUUUCGACUCGAUGAACAUCUACCGCCGGUUUCCUAUGGAGGAGCAAUCCUGGUCGAUGGAAUGCCUUACGGAAUGACAGUACACCACAUGCUUGACGCUCCCUGCGAUGAUGAGGAAGACGACUCCGGCCAGGACCUUCCUCCUCGCUCGGCAGGUAAUUGGACUCUGGGAGGUGACACAUUUGACCAGGAUUUUGCAUAUUCAUGGCAUGAUGAGGACCCACCAGAAGCCUUGUAUCCAUUUGAGAUAUCCGAUGAUGAAGAAGACGCAGAUGAUGGAUCUAUAGCACCAAGUAUUGACGAGGCAUAUGAUGAUUACUGGCUCUCAGACGGUUAUUCCACUGACGAUGGGGAUGACGAUGAUGACGACGAUGAUUAUGAUGCGGCCUCCAUUGGAGAUACUGCUGGAGUUGAUCCGGGAGAGGAGCCUCGAAUAAUCGUCACACAGCCAGCGAUCGAUGACGUGGAAGACGGAUUUUUUCCCACCGUGGAGGAUCGUGAUGAUGAGCAUCUUGCCUCCCACUCCCUUGGAUUCGUCCACGCCUCUUCCGGAGUCAGGAGGUGGAAACGCGCUGGGAUAAAGCAUGAAGUGGACUGGGCGCUUAUCAAGAUCGACGAAAAUCGGAUGGAUAUCAAUAACACGAUACUUGCUGACGUCGGCAUGCCAGAAGUUCACGGCUCCGCUUCUCGCUCUAGCAGUCGUGAAGUUCACAUGCAACAAGGCUCCAAAAUGCACUUUGCUACUCUUGACAAAGUAGCCAAGAUCGAAGAUCUCGCUGGUUUACAUGUCCAAUGCUGUGGCAGGACAAGCGGCUUGCAAAGCGGCCGUAUUUCCAAAGCACUGACUCUGGUGAAAAUGCAUGGUCGCCAAUCAUUCUCCAGCAGUUUCAGUGUCGAUGGGAAUUUUGGAGUUCCUGGUGACUCCGGAGCCUGGGUCUUCGAUAAAUCCACAGGCCAGGUAUGCGGCCAUGUCCUCGCAUGGUCCGAAAAGAGCCGCACGGCCUACAUAGCCCCGAUGGAGAUUCUCCUUGAGGACAUUGCACGUACCCUAGGCGCUACCAGCGUCACGCUUCCCGGCAGCGAAGAGGAACUAGUAUGGAGCCACAGCACCAUCCCCUCGGGCGCAGGUGCCGCGUCCUUUAGCGAUCGUCGCCCAACAGCAGCGGCAACGGCAACGGCACAAGGUUGGAAAAUGGCCCGCCACGAAAUGGACCAGCUUCCGGUUGAGUUGGGCCGAUUAAGUAUUGAUAGGGAUGAGCAGGGACGAGGUCGCGGUGGCGGUGUGAAAGGGUUAAGAGAUGUUUCUGCGUCGCCGUACCGAGUUGUUGUGCCGUUUAUGCGUCAUCCGUAUACGAUGGAGAGGCAGCUAGCGUGA
Molecule: messenger RNA, 3924 nt
Organism: Histoplasma mississippiense
Lineage: Eukaryota; Fungi; Ascomycota; Eurotiomycetes; Onygenales; Ajellomycetaceae
Exons: 2
Coding region: 1-3924 (1307 amino acids)
Biological process (GO): protein phosphorylation
Molecular function (GO): protein kinase activity; ATP binding
Source: RefSeq, a predicted model, not a curated record